Molecule: messenger RNA, 2451 nt
Organism: Durotheca rogersii
Lineage: Eukaryota; Fungi; Ascomycota; Sordariomycetes; Xylariales; Xylariaceae
Exons: 7
Coding region: 18-1973 (651 amino acids)
Cellular component (GO): cytoplasm
Source: RefSeq, a predicted model, not a curated record
GCAGCAUUGUCAAUAUAAUGGACCCCGCCUCUGUCCAUUUCCCGCCGCCACCACCGCCGCCGCCGCCGCCGCCGCCGCUGCCUCCGCUUCCCCCUCGCUCCGCAGCGGCCGCGCCAGCACCAGAGGCGCCGCUCCCGCACGACAUCCACCAUCACGGCCACCACCCGCAACCGUCGCAUCUCUUCCGCCUUCCCACCCUGCCGUCCCACCCCGGCCUCGACCUGACCACGCUCGACGCCCCCGAUCCCACCCUCUUCCAACACCAUCUCCAGCGCCUGCACAAUGUACCCACCGUCCCCGUCGUCCAGGACGAUUACGUCUCUCACGCCCAAGACGGCUUCGAUCGCGAAUCCAACUCGGCUCAUAUGCUCCAACAUGUCCACAACCAAUCGCCCACCGAGCUCCGGCACACCCCUCACCAACGCCACGCAGCUCUUCCGCCUCCGUCUUCGCAGUCUACGCCACCGGCACACGGCCAAUUUGGUAUCCUAACGCAGAGCGCCAUACCCCAGGCGGGGGUCAUACCCCAGCUUCAGCAAGAGCAGGAUGUGUUCGCCCGUCAGGCCGCGCAAGCUGCUUCCGCCGCUGCCGAGACCUCUGAGCAGCGGCCGCAUGGCCAAUUGGUUAACAGGAUAGUCGUCGACCCCCCCGAUCUCCAGGUCUGGCGCGAGAAGCUGUUCAAUGUCGACGACACCAUCACCUUGACCAAUGACCAAUUCGAGACUUACUUCCCCCACAUCGAUAAUGUCUACUCACAUCGCUCGACGCAGAAGUACAAGCGCAAGCCUUUCAUCUCGCACUACUGGGACUGCCGGAUGAAGGGACGGCCGCCGGGAACGCCCAAAUCGGACGACCCCUCCAAGAAGAAGCGCAAACGCCAGGCGCGCGAGAGGGACCUAUGCGACGUCAAGAUAAAGAUCACCGAGUACUUCCCAGGUGCGACCAUCGCCCAAGGCGACGGCGAAGCGAGCCACAACCUCUCCCAGCCGAGCACCUUCCCACCCUCGCAACCGCCCCUCUUCCACGACGGACUGCCGCAGCCUGCAGACGUUCGCCUUAACGGGGAAAAAUUCUGGACGAUCCAAAGAGUGAAUGGCAAUGGAGGGAACGGGAAGGGCGAUGGCGUCGCCGGUCCUCACAAGCAUAGCCUAGAGAAGAGCGACGAGAUCAAGAAAUCUACCGUGCAGAGGUAUAUCGCCGCGCAAGAGAAGGAAGCCAAGAAGACACAGACUCAGAGGCCUUUACAGAGGAAAAUUUCCGGCUCCGCGUCCGCAACGGCAAAACGGCACGCCAAGGAACAUGAGCUCAAGCUCUACGCCGCCUGUUUCUGCCCCUUUUCCCAACGAGUAUGGAUCGCACUGGAAGCGAAGGGCAUGCAGUACCAAUACUGCGAAACGGACCCAUUCAAACGACCUACGCAACUCCUCGAGGCGAAUCCUCGGGGGCUGGUCCCGGCCAUCCGCGAAGGGGAUUGGGCGAGCGGCGAGAGCACCAUCAUCCUGGAAUAUCUCGAAGACCAUGACCGAACUGUGCCCUUGUUCCCUACAGAUCCGAGGCUGAAGGCGAAUUGCAGGCUAUGGAUAGACCAUAUCAACGCAAAGAUCGUGCCAGCGUUCUUCGCCCUAGCGAGAGCGACGGACUUCGCGAAGCAGGCCGAGUGCACGGAUAGGCUUCAAAGCGAGAUCGAGGCGCUGGUCCAAGCCGCCGACGAACGAGGCCCAUACUUUCUCGGGGGAGACCUAUGCCUCGUGGAUAUCCACUUCGCACCCUUCGUUCUGCGGCUGUCGCGUAUACUGCGGGAGCUGCGCAACUGGCGUGACCCCAUGCCGGGGUCGCGCUGGCAGCAAUGGGCCGCCGCCCUUGAGCAGAACAUCCACGUCCAGGCCACGACCAGUCAGGACGAGCUCUACGUCGAAACGUUGGAUCUCUUCUUGAACAGCCGCCAGCCUUACGGUGACCCUCUAGCACGUUGACGCGUACGGGCUCUAGUAGAUGAUACUUACCGGCGGACACCCUCCGUCUCCUUCACUACUUAUUUUUUUUCCUACUACAUAAUUAGUUGAAACCACGAAUACGUAUAGACGAGAGUUUGGGGGAGGGGGAGAAAGCGUUUGCAUACAAUAUUAUUCCCGUUUAUUAUUUACAUUUAUUAUAUAUACAUACACGUACCUUCAUAUCUAUAAUAGGACCAGCAAAUUUUUGAUACGGGCCGGGCAUCCCUUCCUCCCCUCCCUCCCAGUGGCAGUUUAACCCGGAAAUAGGAGGCGGAAAGUGCGGGAGGGUGGUUUGGGGGAAUUUCGCAAAUCAACACGGAAAUUCUCUCGAGUUCUGGUUUCCAGUGCUCAUGGCUGUAAUACUAGCGAAAGAAGGAUAAUCAUACUGCUCGCACAUAUAUAUAUAUACACAUAAAUAUAUAUAUGUGUGUGUGUGUGUGUGUGUGUGUGUGUGUGU